This is a messenger RNA of Perkinsus marinus ATCC 50983, 1123 nucleotides long. Its product is annotated as Apolipoprotein N-acyltransferase, putative. The transcript has a single exon. The record is from RefSeq and is a predicted model, not a curated record. The coding region runs from base 1 to 1104 and encodes 367 amino acids. NCBI's taxonomy places the organism in Eukaryota, Perkinsozoa, Perkinsida, Perkinsidae. Gene Ontology annotation, biological process: lipoprotein biosynthetic process. Gene Ontology annotation, cellular component: membrane.
AUGCCCAACCUGGCAACCCCCCUGUAUGCCGUGCCCUCCCUCAUUCAGCCGAUCUCCCUUGUGGGCUGCCACGGUCUUAACUUUUUCGUUGGUGCGGUCAAUGGGGGCAUUGCUCAAGUACUAUCUACGAGCUCUCCGCAUCGAAGAUCACAGACCUUGAGAAGCUUGUUCUUUGGCAUCUCCUUAUGGGUUGGGGUCAGUGUGGUACAGUACUCACUUCUGGAUGCUGGUCCCGGCCGCACGGCCACAGUAGCAGCUAUUGCUCCUGGGGGGUUAUUGCCGUCAGCCGUACUCACCUGUAAAAAUGGUACCAGGAGUCACUUUGGAGAGGCCCUGCCUUGCAAUGCGUCGUUGAAGGAACAGAUCGAGUGGACGCGUCGAGUGGUGGUCAAGAACAAUGCCAAGAUGGUUGUCUGGAGCGAGGCCUGGGUGGGAGCCUAUGAAAACCGAACUCAGCUCGAUGCGGCCGUGAACCACACCUUCGCUCCGCUAGCCAAAGAGUUGGGAAUUCUCCUGACCAUUGGGAUGCACACCAUGGACAGAUCCAACCUGGCAGUGACCAUCAGCCCUACAGGGGAGGUCUUGGGUUACUAUGGCAAGAUGAACCCAGUGCAAUUACUGGGCGAGCGAAACCCCACUCAAUAUGGGUACAGGGACUUUGAUAUUCACCCAGACUGGCUCGGGUACACAAAGUCCAAGGUGCGAGUCGGCCCUCUCAUAUGCUACGACAUGGACUUUCCCGAGUCUGUCGCCACUCUGAAGCGACGAGGCGUGGAAAUUGUCCUCAGUCCUUCUUCGGACUGGUCUGCCAUGAGGAAUCACAUCGCGGCCUACGUCUUCAGGGCAAUAGAGAAUCGCAUGCCCAUCGUAAAGGCUGAUACUGGCUGGGAUUCAGCCAUUGUUGAUGCUAGGGGGAAUGUUAUCGCCUCCUACACGAGCCAGGUGUCGCGCCGUCACAUUGUCGUGGGGACCGUGAAACUGGGCUCCGGCGACUCCACGGUGGCCGCCGUCUACGGUAACUUGGUGCCUCUAGUUUGCCUCUUAUUCUUAGUAUCAUGGAAGUUUGUGAUCGUUCGAAGUGAUGGCCACGUUAAACUGGCGUGAGCAGAGCUGACAGUUCGAG